Messenger RNA from Stylophora pistillata, 996 nucleotides. Its product is annotated as G-protein-signaling modulator 2-like. The record is from RefSeq and is a predicted model, not a curated record. NCBI's taxonomy places the organism in Eukaryota, Metazoa, Cnidaria, Anthozoa, Scleractinia, Pocilloporidae.
AUGUGUUCCGCCUGCGACGCCUAUGAUCGCCUCGGGGAUUGUAAAGAAGCUGUGACACACUACAACCAUUCUUUAAUUAUUUCCAAAGAAAUGUGUGAUCGGGCUACAGAAGGAAAGGUGUUCAGAAAACUUGAAGUCACUUAUCUUCUCCUCAGUGAUUCUAGACGAGCCAUAACAUACCACAACCAAUCUCUAAUCAUUACCAAAGAAAUGGGAGAUCGGGCUUCAGAAGGAGAGGUGUACUGCAUGCUUGGCACAGUUCGUAGGGACCUGAAUUUAAUUAAAGAGGCCGUAACAUACUUUAACCAAUCUCUGAUGUUUGCUAAAGAAAUGGGUGAUCGAGCUACAGAAGGAGAGGUUUACGACAUGCUUGGCAGGGCUCAUUGGGACCUCGGUGAUGGUAAAGAAGCCGUAAAGUACGAGAAGCAUUUUCUAAUUAUCGUCAGAGAAGUUAACAACAAGGCUGACGAAGGAAUAGCAAACAUCAACCUUGGCACAUGUUAUGAACGUCACGGCGAUUUUAAACAAGCAGUGGAGUAUUACUUAGAGGGUCUAAAAAUUGCUCGAGAAAUAGGAGACUGCAAUUUAGAAGGGAUUUGCUGUCGUGAUCUUGGAGAGGCUUAUACGACUCUAGGACAAUUUGAGCUUGGUGAAGAGUAUUACCAGCAAUUUCGAGUUCUUUCCAUUGCUAAAAAGGUUGGAAAUAGAGAAGAAGAAGGCCGUUCUUAUAGCUGUCUGGGACGUUUUUAUUUAAAUACUGGUAAGUUUAGCACAGCGAAAGAUCAUUUCGAUACGGAACACGUCAUUUCUAAGACAGUUAACAACAGACAUAACGAGGGACUUUCUUGUUGCCAUCUCGGGCAGGUUCACUUAAAGCGUGGUGAUUUUACGGAAGCCCUGGAAUACUUCCGCCAACAUUUCAGCAUUGCCAAGGAAGAGGGAGACAGAAACGGGGAAGCGUGCUCUUACGGCGGUUUGAGUGAAGCGCUUGGUUAG